Zymoseptoria tritici IPO323 is the source of this 978-nucleotide messenger RNA. RefSeq lists its product as uncharacterized. The transcript has a single exon. The record is from RefSeq and is a predicted model, not a curated record. Lineage: Eukaryota; Fungi; Ascomycota; Dothideomycetes; Mycosphaerellales; Mycosphaerellaceae. Bases 1 to 978 code for a protein of 325 amino acids.
AUGGUCCAUUCGAUCGUCCGCCGGCCUACCGAACUGCCAAGAGAGCAACAUCGUUCACAGAACUUCUUCGCCUUCGGAAGCGGCACUGGCGAUGAAGCUCCUCGUCCAUACCAUGUGUUUGGCAAGGCACAAACUGGCACAAACACCAACCUGCCUACAACAUACCACGGCAGAAGAAGGCUCUCAACAGACGCUUCAAGACUACUCCGCAGCCUGCCGUCAUCGACAAUGCCACCACCAAGUUUGUCAAACCGUCCGACAAUUACUUCAACUCGCAAGCUUCUUCCUCUGCUUGCGUUCGUCAAGCUUCACUUGUCUGCUCCACCAAAAACCAGUCUCAGCACAGGCGAAAACAUCACACCCAGCUCCACCACCUCCGGCGCUUUCAAUCGCGUCCAACCCUCCACCGCUAACGCCAUGAUCCCAUCCAUCACCAACCAGGCCGCCCCUCCAAGAGUUUUCGACCAACUGGAGAUGAUCCACGCCAGCCUCAUCCGCGGCACAACCCUCGCACCAACCUACAAUUUCUCUACCGCUGGCCAGCCCAUCCUCUCCACCGGCCCAUUGGCCCCACUCUACUCUCGCGGCGGCGUAGUAAUCCGCAUCACCGCCGAAACCGGUCUACAACACGACGUGAUACUCUGCGACACCGACCUCUGCCCAAUCUGCUCCCGUCACGGUAUCGGCUCCGAGAAUCCUGGCCCUUCUCAAUUCAAUGGUCUUCCAUUCUGCCAUGUCGACGACGUGAGGUCCGAUGUGCCGAGGGAAGUGUUGCGCCCGGGCAGACCUGGGGAGGAAGUGGACUUUGUGGCCGUGGGAGGAGCGACGAGUACGAGUGUGGAGGUGAGGUGUGAGAUGGAGGAGGCGGUUGUGCAGUUUCAGGCGGGACGAAGGGAUGUUAUUGUGCGGGCGUUGGUUUGUGUGGAGGGAAAGUGUGAGAUGUGUUUUGGGAGGGGACCGGAUCCGCAGUCCAGUUGA